GACCAGUAUCAAAAUUAGUGCAAGUGCUACCUGUGCCACUUAAACUGACUGGGCAGUCGUCAUGUCCAUAUGUAGAGCUAAUCAGCAUGUUGCAAAUCUUACCUUAAUAAAAGAAGCAUGAAGAUAGCAAUCUGUACUGCUUGACCAGGCACAAAAGAAAACAUGCCAUUCAUGUGUAUGCUGCACUUGCUGUGUAGUGAGCCCCCAAUUCAAGUGUACGGACUGGAAGGUCGAUAUGCUACUGCACUCUAUUCUGCUGCUUCUAAGCAGAAGAAGUUGGACCAGACAGAGAAAGAGUUGGCUCGUGUGAUGGCACUUGUGAAGGACCCUAAAUUAUCUGGCAUCAUCAUGAAUCCUCACAUAAAGGGUGCAGUAAAGCGAAAGGCUAUGAAUGAUGCUGUUCUUAAAGAGAAACUGUCUCCUAUCACUAUCAAUUUUGUCAAUGUGCUUGCUGAAAACGGUCGUUUGCGUAAUACUCCAGGUGUAAUUUCUGCAUUUGGUAAAAUUAUGAGUGCAUACCGUGGAGAAGUGUUAUGUUCUGUAACUACUGCUCAGCCCUUAGAUGAAGCCAUUCUUACUGAGUUGAAAACAGUAUUGAAUAGCUUUCUAGCUAAAGGAGAAGUCCUGAAACUGGAAGUGAAGACUGAUGCAUCAAUCUUGGGAGGAAUGAUUGUUGGCAUUGGAGAGAAAUACGUUGACAUGUCUACUAAAACAAAGAUUCAGAAACUGAGCAAGAUCAUGAAAGAAACUGUCUAGUGUUUGUCUAGAUACAUGUCUUUUUCAUUAAAUCCCAUUAAACUCUAUUCUGGAAACAAUAAAAUGGUUUUCCUUAACUA
Varanus komodoensis (Komodo dragon) is the source of this 836-nucleotide messenger RNA. RefSeq names its product ATP synthase peripheral stalk subunit OSCP (gene ATP5PO). Lineage: Eukaryota; Metazoa; Chordata; Lepidosauria; Squamata; Varanidae. The record is from RefSeq and is a predicted model, not a curated record. The transcript has 7 exons. Gene Ontology annotation, biological process: proton motive force-driven mitochondrial ATP synthesis. Gene Ontology annotation, molecular function: proton-transporting ATP synthase activity, rotational mechanism. The coding region runs from base 163 to 756 and encodes 197 amino acids.